ACAAAUAAGAACAAUUGAGGCUCAAGUCAUGGAAAUGAAUGAGAACAUUGAAGCUUACUGAAAUUUUCUGCUUCUUAUAAAAAAGAGUGUAUACGUUUUUGCAUGUCAGCAGUUUGAGAACAAAGUAAAACUUCAAUAUUGGGCUUUGAGGAACAAAUCAAGGGAUCAUUUCUGAACUUCUUAAUUUUAGUUAGCUUCAGGACAGUAAAAAAAAUUAGUAUGACGUCACGCCUAUUCUAAUGGUGAUUCUAUUUUGGCCUUUUUAUUUAUUUGUCACAUAAUUUUACACAUCACAUAAACUUUUUCUUAAAUUCAUGUUCCACCUUUUUAGCUUUUUCCAGGCAUGGAAAUUUAUGAUGUUGUAAUCUGGGACUGGAUGAGCCAUUCAAAUAUUUUAUUCCAAUUGUCCUCCAAUGCUCUGACAAACAUUUGGCCAAGUUUUGUACUAUACUUUUGGAGCUAAAGGCCAAAACGCCCGAACUUGUUGCCCGUGAGAGGACCGAUUUUAUUGUGCUCGUAACUUUACAGCAUGCGCACUGACCGGAAACCGCAUUUCACUUCGGGGUAAAUUGCUUACAUAAGAUCCUGCAUUGGUUUGAAUUUUAACUUCCCUUUGACCACCCGAAUUGAGUUUCAUAUGACUGAAGUAAUAAAAACUUAUAUAGCCAAACGGACAUGAGAAUCACACCUGGGACUGAAAUGACUCAAACUGGCUUCAAUUUUCUUGUAAACGCAUUAUUAUAAGAUGUUUUCUUUUUAAUUUGCAACCAAAUUAUUAUUAUCUAUUACCUUAUUUCUCACCCAUGGGAGCAAUUACUCCUUGUAUAUUAACAUGCGUUGCUUAAAAAAUAAUUACACGUGACAUAAGUUAUCAAAUUAUAAAUAAUUACUCACAUUCAAGCCAAUAUGCAUGGAUGGAAUAAUAAUUACUUUCUUGUUAAUAUAAUCGAUGAUGUGUGAAUUUUACAUAAAUUCAUGUAAAUUAUUGAUAGUUAACAUUUUUUUAAAAAAAAAUACUAAAAAAUUUAAAUGCAUCCAUGCAAGUGUAUUUUUAAAAUUCUGUAACAUUCACGCACAUUGAAAAAAGAAAAGAAAAAAAAAAGAAAUUAGGCUUCUUGGUAUUAAAAUACGAUAUUUAUUGCAUGUCAAGAUACCAACAUAAAAUUGGAAGGAUAAAACCUGUGAUGUUUUCAAAAGAUGGAUACUGAGUUUGAAGGUCGUUUUCAGAAUAAAAUUUCGUAUUUUAUUUACGUCGUUUGACGUAUCUUCAACGUUGCUUGCUGGUUCACCGCUUAGUUGAUUUUAUGUUUGAAAUUGGUUUUAUUUAUGCAUACUGAAAAAAACGUUAUCAUAUAGGUAUCACAGAAGUUCACAGAAGGGACAUUAACCAAAGAAAAAAUAAAUAAAGACAGUAUCAUAACCAAUAAAGACAGUAUUAUAACCAAAUAAAGACAGUAUUAUAACCAAAUAAAGACAGUAUUAUAACCAAAUAAAGACAGUAUUAUAACCAAAUAAAGACAGUAUCAUAACCAAAUAAAGACAGUAUCAUAACCAAAUAAAGACAGUAUCAUAACCAAGUAAAGACAGUAUCAUAACCAAAUAAAGACAGUAUCAUAACCAAGUAAAGACAGUAUCAUAACCAAAUAAAGACAGUAUCAUAACCAAAUAAAGACAGUAUCAUAACCAAAUAAAGACAGUAUCAUAACCAAAUAAAGACAGUAUCAUAACCAAGUAAAGACAGUAUCAUAACCAAAUAAAGACAGUAUCAUAACCAAAUAAAGACAGUAUCAUAACCAAAUAAAGACAGUAUCAUAACCAAAUAAAGACAGUAUCCUAACCAAGUAAAAACAGUAUCCUAACCAAGUAAAAACAGUAUCCUAACCAAAUAAAGACAGUAUCAUAACCAAAUAAAGACAGGAUCCUAACCAAAUAAAGACAGCAUCAAAACCAAAUAAAGACAGUAUCAUAACCAAAUAAAGACGGUAUCAUAACCAAAUAAAGACAGUAUCAUAACCAAAUAAAGACAGCAUCAUAACCAAGUAAAGACAGUAUCAUAACCAAGUAAAGACAGUAUCAUAACCAAAUAAAGACAGUAUCAUAACCAAAUAAAGACAGUAUCAUAACCAAAUAAAGACAGUAUCAUAACCAAAUAAAGACAGUAUCAUAAACUGUUUUGAAGCAUCUUAUGAUAUGGCAUUUAAUGGCGUUCUAUUCGUUUUUGCCUUAAUAAAGUUAGCUGCUGCAUCAAAAAAUAACUUUGUGAUUGGUUUAUUCUCCAUUACUGAUGAAAACGAUCAAAGCCAAAUAGAUAUGCAAAGUUUAUCUGAACUUAAGUAUUUCAAAUAUAUAUUUUCAACAUCGCAAAGAAACGAAUUUAUUCCAUACGAUAUCAAACAGAGCAAACAGAAGCUUCUUUCUAUACUUUUAGAGUUUUUAUUAGACGCAUACUACGAGAAGAAAACAUUUACUUUCUUUUCGCAUUUGUCGGAAGAGCUGACUCUCCUGACACAUGCUGUAUUAAGCCAGCAAAACAUUAGGUACAUCGCAUUUACGGAUAAGGAGAUAUUUCCACCUCCUCGGGGGAGUGCAACAAUGUUUUUGUUUCCUUAUCAACCUAUGUUGUAUUUUACAGAACGGCUUAUUCAGUCAAGGAUAAGAAAUUUGUUUAUAUUUGAUAUAUGCCUUGGUACUACCUCGUGUGUAACGAACUUUGAUAGGUUGACAGAGAGAACAGACAUAUGUUUCAAACAAAAAUCAUUCUCAAUUAUAAACAUGAACACAAUGAAAGAGGUGCGAAAUCGUAUAAUGGAUCUUAACGCAAUACCAAGAAAUCCAGAAGACGUUUCUCCUGAACCUAACCACGAAUCAAAACCGCUCUUCACUUCAAGUAACAAAUUAUCAGGAAACCCUUCCCUAAAGAGAAACCAAUCAGAACCGUUAUAUCUCCUUAAUAAUCAUUUCCCUAAUUAUGAUUUGUGGAUAAAAGACCUUCCUGAUCGAAGACAGCACGCUAUUUUUCCUUUUCAAGAAUUAAACUAUCCUUACGCAAUAAGGGACUAUUGCAUAAAUAUCUCUAUCGUCGAAGAUGUCAACAGCUCGAAUUGCAAUGUAAAACGAUAUGUAAAUCAGGCGUUUCGUAUACAAGUUGAACUAAUCGAAGCCCCUCAAGGUGCAGGAAGAUUCUUUGACAGGUACGACUAUCAAAUAGAAAAAGACAGAACAGCGUUAGGAGUAUCUUUGAAAGGUGAAAGUCCGCAAUGUGAUACAGUCCUCUGCGAUGCAGGAAAGUUUUUAAGGCAUGGUUUUUAUAAAGAAGAGUUUUGGAACAUCAGCUAUGGCUGGCAUUGUAGGCUAUGUGAAGGAAACACAGUGAAACCUUGUGAAGGUAACACCAAAUGUAUUCGUUGUGAGAGAGGAUACAAGGCUAACGCUAAUAAAACGACCUGCGAGGAUACGUACAGGGUGGUUUACAUACGCUAUCGUGAUACCAAGAGCAUUAUGAUGCUAUUGUUUUCGUUUAUCACGUGUGUUGCUAUAGCAUCAACCAUUGUUUUGUUUUCCAAGUACCGCUUAACACCAGUCAUGAAAACCACUGACUUUUUUACAGUUAUCUUGCCAGUUUGUUCUGUUAAUAACAUUGCCUUUUCUUUUUAUUGGGCGGCCACAUAUAUGGUCAUGCGCAUUGAGACCCAUAACAAUUGGUGUACUUCUUACCAUAGCAACAGGUACCACUCUGAGUAAGGUCCAGUCUUUA
This is a messenger RNA of Hydractinia symbiolongicarpus, 3754 nucleotides long. RefSeq lists its product as uncharacterized. The transcript has 2 exons. Bases 2191 to 3741 code for a protein of 516 amino acids. The record is from RefSeq and is a predicted model, not a curated record. NCBI's taxonomy places the organism in Eukaryota, Metazoa, Cnidaria, Hydrozoa, Anthoathecata, Hydractiniidae.